AUGCGGACAGCUGUCCGGCUUCACUACCAAAGAAGACUUUUCCUAGAUGAUGCCUGCCUCAUGAUCGCCUGUGCAGCCCUGACUGGAGGGUUCGCAAUGCUUUACCAGUCACUUUACACUCUGUUCCUUAUUCAGCAUUUUGCACAAGAGGGGUCUUCCGCCAGAGAAGAGGCGGCGUCAGCUGGGAUCGAUGUUGCCGCUGAAGUUCACAACUUCCAGAUCCUUGACUUCGUCCAUGAGCCUUUGCUUUGGGUCGUCAUGUUCUCGGUCAAAGCUUCAUUCUUGGUGUUUUUUCGUCAUCUCGUCAGUCGUGUUGAGAAACUUGUCGUGUACUGGAAAGCAGUCUGCGCUGUCAACGCGGUUGCUUUCGCAUUUUGUGUGUGUUAUACCUUCAUUGCCUGCCCGCACACAGAUUCCUCAGCUAGUGAGUAG
This is a messenger RNA of Letharia columbiana, 432 nucleotides long. RefSeq lists its product as uncharacterized. The coding region runs from base 1 to 432 and encodes 143 amino acids. The record is from RefSeq and is a predicted model, not a curated record. The transcript has a single exon. Lineage: Eukaryota; Fungi; Ascomycota; Lecanoromycetes; Lecanorales; Parmeliaceae.